Molecule: messenger RNA, 3094 nt
Organism: Poeciliopsis prolifica (blackstripe livebearer)
Lineage: Eukaryota; Metazoa; Chordata; Actinopteri; Cyprinodontiformes; Poeciliidae
Gene: tph2
Product: tryptophan hydroxylase 2 (tryptophan 5-monooxygenase)
Exons: 11
Coding region: 813-2504 (563 amino acids)
Biological process (GO): serotonin biosynthetic process; aromatic amino acid metabolic process
Cellular component (GO): neuron projection
Molecular function (GO): tryptophan 5-monooxygenase activity; iron ion binding
Source: RefSeq, a predicted model, not a curated record
UGUAUCAAAAUUAGUGUAUUUUGCAAAAGUGUGACGUGAUCAAUAACCGGAUGGUUCUAUUGGUGGAAAAGACAGACAACAGCAGGAAGUAGGUAAAGGAUGUUGAUUUUUUUUUUUUACAAAUGUAUUUAUGUGAUUUUAAUUAAUUUCUUAUUUAAUGGAAAUAGCCAUUGUGAAAUGGUGAAAUGUGUUUUUUAACAUUAGUAUAAAUAUGCGUUACAGCCAUUACUCUAUUACAAUUUGAGUACUCUACCCACCUCUCUGUAAUACUAAGAUAAAUAUCAGUGAUGUAUACUAUAGCACUUAAUGCCACACUAGUAAAAUUAGCUUAACUUUCAUUUAUAAGCUAAGAUGGACAUAACCUACAUGUUUAUCUGCCAGAACCUUGUUAUUCAUGUGAAGAGUUCCUUUACAGACCCUUUUAAACAUUGAUUUUAUGCAUCCUUGCACUCUUCAUGUUCACCACGUAGUGAACUAUAUCGAGAUCAGAGGCAGCUUGUCCACUUUGACUCAUUUUCCUUCUCAGUCUCUUUUUGGAUCAGUUCUGACAGCAGCCAUUUUGUUCAUGUAUUUUUCUUUUGCACAUUGGUUAAGCUGUCUAAGCUUUUUUUCAUUUUGUUGAUCUCGAAUCCAUGGGUCUAAGAUGACGCAGAUCACAUCCGGUUCAGAUUUGUGGGAACUAUGUAUUAAUCUAUUGUAUUAAUCCAGAUGUUCUGAAGCCCCGCCCCUCCAGGUGUUCCACACUCUCACAUUCAAGCUUUUCUCCCCCCCAUGAGAUCUUCUCUCCCUUCUGCAGCAGUUUGGGUCCAUCCAUGCCGUGGACAAGCCCCCUCCAUCAGAGGGCGGAGCUUCUUUCUCUCUCCCCUCUCCUACGGGAGUAUUUAGGUGAAAGUGAGGCGGUUUCUGAUCCUCAGCAGAAGCUGCAUCAUCCGGACGGCAGGCUGGAGCCCUGGUACUCGUACACCCACUGGUUCCCCAUGGCUUCGGCCCAUGUGAUGAAGGACGGCGGGCCGGAGCCGAUACCGCGCAUGCAGCCCGCCAUGAUGAUGUUCUCCAGCAAGUACUGGUCCAGGAGGGGGAUGUCUCUGGACUCGGCCAUGUUUGACCAGCACAACCGCCAGCAUCAGCAGAGGCACACCGGGGGACAGAUGUCCAGACGGACAUCUUUCUGUCCAAUCAACGAGAAGCCCGAUGGUGAAAACGCAGAGGAUUCUGGGAAAACAGCAGUGGUGUUUUCUCUGAAAAACGAGGUCGGCUAUCUGGUCAAAGCGCUCAGACUCUUCCAGGAGAGACGGGUCAACCUGAACCACAUCGAGUCCCGGAUGUCGAAGCGGGUUCCUAACGAGGUGGAGAUCUUUGCCGACUGCAAAUGCAGCAAGAAAGAGUUUAACGAGCUUCUGCAGCACCUCAAAGAUCACGUCAACAUUAUCUCCUUCAACACGCCUGCACAUGUUUGGUCGGCUGAGGCAGAUGAAGAGGAUGUUCCCUGGUUUCCCAUGAAAAUCUCAGAGUUGGAUCAGUGUUCACACAGAGUGCUGAUGUACGGGUCGGAGUUGGAUGCAGAUCAUCCUGGAUUUAAGGAUAAUGUUUAUCGUCAGCGCAGGAAAUACUUUGUGGAGGUGGCCAUGAACUACAAAUUUGGGCAGCCCAUCCCUCGGAUCGAAUACACCUCCGAGGAGGUGAAGACGUGGGGCGUCGUGUUCCGAGAGCUGACCAAGCUCUACCCGACCCACGCAUGCAGAGAGUACCUGAAGAACCUGCCGCUGCUCACCAAACACUGUGGCUACCGGGAGGAUAACAUCCCACAGCUGGAGGACGUCUCCUGUUUUCUCAGAGAGCGUUCUGGCUUCACGGUGCGACCUGUGGCAGGUUACCUUUCUCCAAGAGAUUUCCUGGCUGGUUUGGCCUACAGAGUGUUUAACUGCACUCAGUACAUUCGCCACAGCACCGACCCCCUCUACACACCAGAACCAGAUACGUGUCAUGAGCUGCUGGGUCAUGUUCCCCUGCUGGCCGACCCAAAGUUCGCCCAGUUCUCCCAGGAGAUUGGCCUGGCUUCUCUGGGAGCGACGGAUGAGGAUGUCCAGAAACUGGCCACGUGUUACUUCUUCACCAUCGAGUUUGGACUCUGCAAACAGGACGGUCAGCUCAGAGCUUAUGGUGCUGGAUUACUGUCAUCCAUUGGAGAGCUGAGGCAUGCUCUGUCUGAUAAAGCCUGUGUGAAGAUGUUUGACCCAAAGACGACCUGCAACCAGGAGUGUCUAAUCACCACCUUCCAGGAUGUUUAUUUUGUCUCUGAGAGCUUCGAGGAGGCCAAGGAGAAGAUGAGAGAAUUUGCCAAAUCCAUAAAGAGGCCGUUCUCUGUGUACUACAACCCGUAUACGCAGAGCGUGGAUCUGCUAAAAGACACGCGCAGCAUCGAGAACGUGGUGCAGGACCUGCGCAGCGACCUCACCACAGUCUGCGACGCCCUCGGCAAGAUGAACACCUACCUGGGCAUCUAAGGCUGAAGCACACCCACUGCAAAAAAACUAAAUAUUACCAAGUAUUUUUGAUCUGGUUUCUAGUUCAAAUAUCUUAUUACACUUGAAAUAAGGCAAAAUUAACUUAAAAGUUACUUUUUAAAGAUUGGUAAUCGGCGAGAUGCCAGAAAACUGCAAUCAGUGCACCCCUAUCUGUAUUAGAUAAAUAAUUAUUUAAUAUUGUCAUAUAUUCAAUAUGACAAGACAAAAUUCCAUGUUAAAAGUGAAAUAGUUUGCCAGUGGGACUAGUUUCAAAACAAGUUCAUUUAUUGUGCUUAAAAGUUUCUUCAAAGUUCAUUUUGUCUUAUUUCAAAUGCACCAAGAUGUUCCACUUGAAACUUGAUAAUAAAUACUUAGUGAAAUUUUGUGUUUUUGCAGUGCAGGAGUUCUGACCGGUCCAAUCAAUUGGUUCUGACUUCAGUCUCUCAGAUUAUCAGAGAAAAACUUCCGUCCAGCAUUUUUACCGUCCAAACGUCUAAUUUCAUCCACUUAAUGUUUGCGCUGCUCAUGUCAAAUGUCUCCUGUAACCAAGUCCAAGCUGUCAGAAUAAAGUGAAGAAUCCCCUACACUCA